Fragaria vesca subsp. vesca is the source of this 2309-nucleotide messenger RNA. RefSeq lists its product as uncharacterized. The coding region runs from base 1 to 2259 and encodes 752 amino acids. NCBI's taxonomy places the organism in Eukaryota, Viridiplantae, Streptophyta, Magnoliopsida, Rosales, Rosaceae. The transcript has 13 exons. The record is from RefSeq and is a predicted model, not a curated record.
AUGGCCGAGGAGUUCUCCAAAGCCGUCGACGACGGUCUCCGCCUCUCCAAACGCCUAUACUUCGGGAAGGACCGGUCCGUGUCGCCGCCCAAGCCGCCGCCGGCCAUGCACAAAUCGGUCGCCGGCCGCACCUACCUCCCUACGUCGCCGAUGGUCUACGCCGUGAUUUCCGACCCGACGAUCGUCGACAACCCGGACAUCCCGAGCUACCAGCCGCACGUGCACGGCAGGUGCGACCCGCCGGCGCUCAUUCCGCUUCCGAUGAACAGGGUUGACCUGGAGGUCGAUUGCUUCAUGGACACCGCGUUUAUUCGGGUCACCGGGUCGUGGAGGGUCCACUGCGUCAAGAGCUCCAGGAGCUGCGGCUGCCGCAUUGCUAUCCCUAUGGGUGAACAGGGUUCAAUUCUAGGUGUUGAGGUUGAAAUUUCUGGUAAAUCAUUCUAUACAAAGUUAGUUGAAUCGAAAGACGAGGCGGAUUUGAGCAAGGUUCCUCAUGGAGAAGGAGGCUUUCUCAAUGUUAAGCCUCAUAUCUUCACAUUGACAAUGCCGCCGAUUGAUGGGGGAGUCAAUCUCACAGUGAAAAUGAGUUGGUCUCAGAAGUUACUCUAUCGAAAUGGAGAGCUUUCUUUGGAUGUACCGUUCACAUUUCCUGAGUUUGUCGUCCCACCCGGAAAGAAGUACCUGAAAAAGGAGAAGAUCCAAUUGAAUGUGAACUCUGGUCUGGGAACUGGAAUUCUAUUCAAGGGAGCUAGCCAUCUUUUGAAGGAAAUGCAGAGCCAAGAUGGUAAACUGGGUUUUAAGUACGAGGGAGAUGUUGUCGAUUGGUCAAAAACUGACUUCCAUUUCUCAUAUGCUGUCUCUUCAAGCCAAAUACGUGGUGCUGUUAUCUUGCAGUCACCGUCCAAGGAUGAUGUUGAUCAAAGAGAGAUUUUCUCUGUCUAUCUUCUUCCAGGAAACCAGCGAAGUAGAAAGGGUUUCAGAAGGAAUAUAGUGAUUGUUGUUGAUAUAAGUGGAAGUAUGCAGGGAAAGCCACUUGAGGAUACUAAGAAUGCACUAUUGGAAGCCCUCCUUAAACUUGAUCCAGAGGAUUCAUUCUGCAUUAUAGCUUUUAAUGGACAGACUUAUACUUCAUCUACAUCAUUAAAAUCGGCUACCAAGGAGGCUAUCGACUCAGCCAUUGAGUGGAUAGGCAUAAAUUUUAUUGCUGGCGGUGACACAAAUAUUUUGCGUCCCCUUAACAUGGCAAUAGAUAUGCUAUCCAACUCUAAUGGUUCACUUCCUCUCAUAUUCCUGGUUACUGAUGGGGCAGUCGAAGAUGAGAGACAAAUCUGCGAUGUAAUAAAAAAGCGUCUUGCAAGUGACAAUGCUAUAUCCCCUCGCAUAUACACUUUUGGAAUAGGUUCGUUCUGCAACCAUUAUUUCCUGCGGAUGCUAGCAACGAUUGGAAGGGGCCAACAUGAUGCUGCCUAUGAUAUAGAGUUCGUUCAGCGUCGAAUACAGAAACUAUUUGCGAGAGCUUCAUCUGUGAUUCUUACAAAUAUAACCAUUGAGACAUUGGACGAUCUUGAUGAUGUAGAGGUGUUUCCUUGCCAUAUUCCAGACCUAUCAUUUGAGAGUCCAUUGAGUGUAUCUGGGAGAUUCCGAGGCAAAUUACCGGAGAGCUUCAAAGUUAAUGGAUUCUCAGCUGAUAUGUCGACUAUUGUGAUCGACAUGAAAUUCCAAGAUGCAAAGGACAUACCUCUUCACAGGGUAUGUGCAAAAGAAGAGAUUGAGUUACUGACUGCUCAGGCAUGGCUGUCAGAGAACAAGCAGCUUGAGGAUAAGGUAGCUAAAAUGAGUGUACAUACGGGUGCUGUGAGUGAGUAUACACGCAUGGUCAUAUGUCAAAAGGAAGAAGUUGUACAGAAGGCCUCAAAGAAAAGCCAGGGCAAGAAGAAGGAUAUCGAAACCCUGAAAAUGAUAUUGCCACACAGUUUGUGUGUCGGCUUUGGAAAUGUGACCGCAACUUCAGACAACCUUUUUCCAGGAACCGAAGAACCAAAGCUUCCAGAAGCAGCUGAAAUUUUCAUAAAAGCCACUUCAAACUGCUGUGGCUCAAUGUGCAAUAACUGCUGUUGCCUGGCCUUCAUCAAAUGUUGUUCCCAUGUAAACCCUCAGUGUGCGAACGUAUUAACCCAGCUCUUUACUGGUUUGGCCUGUGUUGGCUGCCUAGGUUGCUGUGCAGAACUUUGUUGUGGUCGAGGAAAUGGCGGAUCAUAAAUCUUUGUAGAGUAGUGUAUAGGAACUUCUGCAUUUUCUUCAAAAAAUUG